UUUGGACAAAGGGCGUGACGUCAGAGGAAAUUUGCAUGCGCACAGUAUUUAUUGUGUGGCGGAGCAGACGACGCGCAUUCUGCUCCUGCUGCGACGGGACGUGCAUCUCUUGGUUGUGACGCAAACGCCGAUCUGCUGCAAACAUGUGUGACAAACCCGACGUCAAGGAAGUCGAAUCGUUUGACAAGUCAAAGCUGAAGAAGACGGUAACUCAGGAGAAGAACUCUCUGCCAUCCAAAGAAACCAUUGAGCAGGAGAAGGCGGCGUCCUAGAGACGGGUUCCUCCUGUGAGCUGUACAUUCCACAAGCCUCGGCCUUUAUCGACAUGCAUUCCAAAUUACAGCGUUUGUGCGACCCCCGCCCCCCACUCCACCUGCACCUGCCUCCACCUUCCUGUUCACCAAGGAAGUGGCUCCGUCAUCAGCCGCGGCCUCUGUCUCCUGCAUGUAGAGCAGUCUGCUCCUGGAUGCGUCAUGCACCCACAGAUUUGCAGCCGCUUGUUAAUGCUAGCGAAGCAAAAGCAGUUUGUCUCUGUCAAACCUCUGGAAUGCAUAUGUUUGUUAAAUACGCAUAAUAAAAAAAUGUAAAGACUC
Betta splendens (Siamese fighting fish) is the source of this 593-nucleotide messenger RNA. It is a transcript of the gene tmsb4x, whose product is annotated as thymosin beta 4 X-linked. The coding region runs from base 144 to 272 and encodes 42 amino acids. Gene Ontology annotation, cellular component: cytoplasm. The transcript is spliced from 3 exons. NCBI's taxonomy places the organism in Eukaryota, Metazoa, Chordata, Actinopteri, Anabantiformes, Osphronemidae. Gene Ontology annotation, biological process: regulation of cell migration; actin filament organization. Gene Ontology annotation, molecular function: actin monomer binding. The record is from RefSeq and is a predicted model, not a curated record.